AUGUAUCCGUGGAUGAGAAGCCAAUAUGGGCCAAACAGAAAGCGAGGUCGACAAACAUACACCAGAUACCAAACAUUAGAAUUAGAAAAAGAGUUCCAUUUUAACCGUUAUCUUACUAGAAGACGAAGAAUAGAGAUUGCACAUGCGCUCUGUUUGACAGAACGGCAAAUCAAAAUCUGGUUUCAGAAUCGACGAAUGAAAUGGAAAAAGGAAGCGAAAUCUCCUGACGGUGGAAGUGACGAUUUAGAGGAUGAAAAAGAGAAAUAA
Messenger RNA from Lottia gigantea (owl limpet), 267 nucleotides. RefSeq lists its product as hypothetical. The record is from RefSeq and is a predicted model, not a curated record. Gene Ontology annotation, biological process: regulation of transcription by RNA polymerase II; anterior/posterior pattern specification. Bases 1 to 267 code for a protein of 88 amino acids. Gene Ontology annotation, molecular function: RNA polymerase II cis-regulatory region sequence-specific DNA binding; DNA-binding transcription factor activity, RNA polymerase II-specific. Gene Ontology annotation, cellular component: nucleus. The transcript has 2 exons. NCBI's taxonomy places the organism in Eukaryota, Metazoa, Mollusca, Gastropoda, Lottiidae.